UGCGAGAGAGUUAGAUAGAGAGAGGGGGGAGAGAUAGAGAGAGCGUGCUCUCGUGAACGACGCGAGCGCUUGGAUUGAUUCGAUUCGGAUUAAAAAAAAUACAAAAACUCGAAACGAGUUGGAUUUCUUUAAAAAACAGAGUGCACGAGCACAAGGGGCAGGAACAGCAGCGCCGCGGCGGGAAGAGAAGUUGGAAAAGUCGUCGAUUCUCCCCGGUUUACCGGGAUUUCUCCCGCAGGACGGAGCACGAGCCGCCCGGAGCUUCACCGAGUGAGCGAGAGAUCUCCACGAGCCGAGGUCCCCUGUAACCUGACUUCGCCUGACGCUGCGUUCUCCAAGAGAAUUAAGGAAAUAUGGAGUGACAUGCUGCAGAUUAGUUAGCGGAUUAGCAGCUUUGAGGACAUCCACCUCUGUGUGAGCACACAUUUCCCUGUCCCGUUGCACUGCCUGUCCGGCGUGACGCCAUGGCCGACCCAGGGAUGAUGAGCCUCUUUGGGGAUGAGAACCUAUUCCCCGAUGGGCUCGAUAGUCUGGGGGACUGUGGCUUCCCCCAAGGCCAGGCAAAUCCCAUGAGCCAGCCGAUGACCCAUGAACACCAGGGCUAUGGGCAACUCCCCUCUUCUCUGCACCUCUCAACACCUGCUGUUGCUGGGCAGCCGAAGCUUGGCCACCACUUUGACCAUUUCGGUCAGUAUGAGCAACACAAGAUGCAUUCAAUGGAGCAGCAAGGGACGCGGAUGAUGGGAAACGGCCCAGUUAAUGGCAUGUCAUCCCCGCAUUCGCGGUACCACGCUGCCCCUGUUGCCCACAGCGGAGGACCUGGAACUCCUGGAGGGCAUCAUGUCUACCCAGGUGCACAAGGAGAUGGAAGAGGCCAGUCGUUCCCGGACGGUGGAGGUGCCUGGGGCCCUCAGUCCAUGCAGGUACCCGAACAGGGUCGACCCCCUUUCCAGCAACAACCAGCGCAGCCACCUUCUCAUCAGCAUGGCCCUGCAGGACCACAGGGUCACGGACACCAAAUGGCACCCUAUAUGGGGCAUAGUGAGUACAACAUGCAGGGUCACAACCAGACGCAAACUCCUCCAAGAAUGAACCACUUCCCCCAAGGCAUGCCUCAGGAGGCAAACCGUUUCAUGGGUCAUGUGGGAGUUCCGCAGAAUCCCAACAUGGCAGGACCUGCCAUGCGCCACCCCACACAGGCACCCCAGCAGCAUCAGCAGCCGGGUCAGCAGUUCCUCCACAGAGCGGCCCAAGGCAAUGUGCAUCCAGACUCCGUGGCCGGCCACGGCUCGCCGUUUCCUCAGAGUCCAUCUAGACCACAGCAACAGCCGCAGCAGCAACAGCAGCAGCAGCCAUCUCAGCAAGUCAUGGGUGGCCGGCCCCAUCAGAACAUGGGAUUUAAUAUGAACAACCAGCCAGUCUCCAGCAACACUGUAAACAGCUCAGGGCAGUAUCCUCCCUAUCCUCCAUACGGCAACCUUAAUCAGGGAUUAGCCAACACUUCAGGGAUGAGUCCCAACAUGAGCCUUACCACCAGCAGCAACAGCAACCCUAGUGGUCCUGUGGCCCAGGUGCAGCGCUACCCGGGCCCUGGGGGGCCUCAGCGGUACCCCGCACCUGGGGCCCAGCAGGGACCAAUGCACCAGCAACCACUUCACGUGAACCAAAUGACUGCCCAGCCUAUGCAUCCAGCACAGAACCAACCCUCGACCCAGCCGAAAAUGCAGCAGCAGCACCUCGCCCCUCCGCCUCAGGGAUCUUACGGUUCUCCCCCUUCCAUGUCGCCCAUGAGGAACAUGGCCACUCCUGCAGGCACUCCUCCACCCCAACAGGGACGCCCUCCCAGUGCAGGUCUGGGGCCAGAAAUGGGUGGAUUCCCUGGCGUUUCACACCAACCCCAGGGUGCGAUGGGCCACCCACAGAGGGGACCUACCCAGCAGCAUUCACACCCCCAGCAACUCCCUCAUCCUCAGCAGCACCCGCACCCUCCUCCUACACAAAUGUAUGCGGCCUUGUCACCCAACCACAGGGGCGCGGGUGCUCAAGGUAGACCAACCAACCACGCAGAUGCGCAGGCCCCGCUCUCGCAGCAAGCGCCGCGAGCCGGGCAGCAGCUGCAGACGUCUGCGAUGCCUUUCCAGCAGCUUCAGCAGGUGCGAACCUCUCCGAAUCUACCCACCCCACCAGCGCACCUUGCAGCGCACCACCAGGGCUCCCCGCCACCUCAGCAUGGCAGCUGGGUCCCUACGCACCAGUCACCUCCGCCUAACCACCAAGUGCCUCACAUACAGCAUUCCCCAUCAGACCCCUCUUCAGAGUUGACCGAAUCCAGCAAGACACCUGCCUCAGGCCAGAACCCUCAGCCAGGCAGCUGUGACGCACAACAGAUGGAGAGCGAGCAGAAGCCAAAAAAGAAGAAGAAGAAAGCUAAGGUGAGCGAGGACCCAGAAGGGAAACACAAGGUCAAUAAACUGGAUGGAGGAGGAGGCUUGGGGGAAGAUGGAGAAACUGGACUGUGCCCCACUGACAAGUCUCCUGUAGAGAAGAAGAGCAAAAAGAGACCAAAGGAGAAGGAGGCCAAGGAACCGAAGGAGCCCAAGACUCCAAAAACACCGAAAACUCCCAAAACACCCAAAGAACCUAAAGAACCCAAGGAACCUAAGGAGCCUAAAGAGAAGAAGGCCAAGGCUGCCACUCCUAAGCCGAAGAGCGCCAAGAAACCUAGUGUUAAGAAGACCGACACGGAGAGCUCUACUAAGAAAGAUGGCAAGCGCAAGAGAGAGUCCUCGGUCACCUCCGACACAGAGAAAACUCCUCCCCCAUCACCGGAGGAAGAGGAUGAUGAUGGUAUCCAGAAGAGACGCUCUAGCCGGCAGGUAAAGAGAAAGCGUUACACUGAAGACCUGGAGUUCAGGAUCUCUGACGAAGACGACGAUGGGGAUGAUUCUCCUGGACCCAAAUCACCCUCGACUACUUCAGAACAGACGGAGGUGCCUGAUGCUGAAGGCCCAGUUGUGGAGAAGAUUAUGGGCUUGCGUAUGGUCAAGAAACAACUGGAGUCUGGAGACGAAGUGGAGGUUGAGGAAUUUUACGUCAAAUUUAAGAGUUUCUCCUACCUGCACUGCCGCUGGGCGGACCUUGAAGAGCUAGAGAAGGACAAGAGGAUCCACCAGAAGAUCAAAAGGUUCAAAGCCAAACAGGCACUCAACAACUUCCUUAGUGAGAUGGAUGAUGAACCUUUUAAUCCAGACUAUGUGGAAGUGGACAGGGUUCUGGAUGUGUCUGAGAGCACUGAUGAAAAUGGAGAGACGGUCACUCUGUACCUGGUGAAGUGGUGUUCUCUGCCCUACGAGGACAGCACGUGGGAGCUGAAGGCCGACAUCGACCAGAGCAAGAUAGAGGACUUUGAGCGAGUGAUGGCGCGAGAGCCGGAGACGAAGCGUGUGGAGCGACCUCCCACCAGCGACUGGCAGAAAUCCGAGAGUUCCAGGGAGUAUAAAAACGGCAACGCACUCAGGGAAUACCAGCUGGAAGGAGUCAACUGGCUGCUCUUCAACUGGUAUAACACACGAAACUGUAUAUUAGCUGAUGAAAUGGGUCUGGGAAAAACCAUCCAGUCCAUCACCUUCCUCUACGAGAUCUACCUGAAGGGCAUUCACGGCCCGUUCCUGGUUAUUGCACCUCUCUCGACCAUACCCAACUGGGAACGGGAGUUCCGGACGUGGACUGAGCUCAAUGUGGUCGUCUACCACGGCAGCCAGGCCAGCCGAAGGACCAUCCAGGCAUAUGAGAUGAACUACAGGGAUGCACAGGGUCGUGUGAUAAAGGGAGCCUACAAAUUCCAUGCCAUCAUCACCACGUUCGAGAUGAUCCUCACAGACUGCCCAGAGCUUCGUAGCGUUCCCUGGCGCUGUGUGAUUAUUGAUGAGGCUCAUCGACUGAAAAACAGAAACUGCAAGCUGCUGGAGGGACUCAAAAUGAUGGACAUGGAGCACAAAGUCCUGCUGACAGGAACACCGCUGCAAAACACUGUGGAGGAACUCUUCAGUCUGCUCAACUUCCUGGAGCCAGAUCGCUUCCCCUCAGAGUCCACCUUUAUGCAGGAGUUUGGAGAUCUCAAAACUGAGGAACAGGUGCAAAAGCUGCAGGGCAUCCUAAAGCCCAUGAUGCUGCGACGACUUAAAGAGGAUGUGGAGAAGAACCUGGCCCCGAAAGAGGAAACCAUCAUUGAGGUUGAGCUCACCAACGUGCAGAAGAAAUACUAUCGUGCCAUUCUGGAGAAAAACUUCGCCUUCCUGUCUAAGAGCGGCGGCGGCAGCAGCGGAGGGGGCGGAGGGUCUAGUGUCCCCAACCUGCUGAAUACCAUGAUGGAGCUGAGAAAGUGCUGUAAUCACCCCUACCUCAUCAACGGUGCUGAGGAGAAGAUAAUGGAGGAGUUCAGGGAGACCCACCCUCCAGAACACCCAGAAUUCCACCUGCAGGCCAUGAUCCAGGCUGCAGGAAAGCUGGUUUUGAUUGACAAGCUCUUGCCCAAGCUGAAAGCUGGCGGCCACCGCGUACUCGUCUUCUCUCAGAUGGUGCGCUGUCUGGACAUCCUGGAGGACUACCUUAUCCAGCGACGGUACCCAUAUGAGCGUAUCGAUGGCAGAGUGAGGGGUAACCUCCGGCAGGCAGCUAUUGACCGCUUCUCUCGGCCUGAUUCAGACCGUUUUGUGUUCCUACUGUGCACCCGCGCCGGAGGCCUGGGCAUUAACCUGACUGCUGCUGAUACGUGCAUCAUCUUCGAUUCUGACUGGAACCCUCAGAACGACCUGCAGGCACAGGCGAGAUGCCACAGGAUCGGACAGAGCAAGGCGGUAAAGAUCUACCGCCUCAUCACCAGGAACUCUUACGAGAGGGAGAUGUUUGACAAGGCCAGUCUAAAGCUGGGACUCGACAAGGCUGUCCUGCAGUCCAUGAGCGGAAGGGAGAAUGCAGCCAAUGGGGUUCAGCAGCUCUCAAAGAAGGAGAUUGAGGACCUCCUGCGCAAAGGAGCGUAUGGAGCCCUAAUGGACGAGGAGGACGAGGGCUCUAAAUUCUGCGAAGAGGACAUUGACCAGAUCUUACAGAGACGCACUCAGACAAUCACCAUUGAGUCUGAGGGAAAAGGCUCUACUUUUGCAAAGGCGAGUUUCGUUUCCUCAGGGAAUAGGACAGAUAUUUCUCUGGAGGACCCAGAUUUCUGGCAGAAAUGGGCAAAGAAAGCAGAGCUGGACUUCGACGCCAUCAACGGCAGGAAUACCCUAGUGAUUGACACUCCUCGUGUCAGGAAGCAGACUCGUCACUACAGCUCGAUGAAGGAGGAUGAGCUGAUGGAGUACUCGGAGCUAGAGAGCGAUUCUGAGGACAAGCCUGUUCAGAAACCACGGAGGCCCCAGGACAAAGCCGUGGGCUACCCCCGAAGCGAGUGCUUCCGAGUGGAGAAGAAUCUAUUGGUCUAUGGCUGGGGCCGCUGGAGGGACAUCCUGGCUCACGGGCGCUUCAAGCGUCCUCUGCGAGAGCAGGACGUGGAGAUUAUCUGCCGAGCACUCCUGGCCUACUGCCUGCUGCAUUACCGGGGGGACGAGAACAUUAAGAGCUUCAUCUGGGACCUCAUCACCCCAACGGAGGACGGGCAGAGCCGCACACUCUCCAACCACUCUGGCCUGUCUGCUCCCGUGCCCCGAGGACGUAAAGGUAAAAAGGGCAAGCUGCCAGUGUCACAGCCCCACAUGCCCCAGGCCGACUGGCUGGCCGACUGCAACCCAGACGUUCUGCUCCAGGAGGACAGUUACAAGAGGCAUCUAAAACAUCACUGUAACAAAGUGUUGCUGCGGGUCCGCAUGCUGUACUAUCUGCGACAGGAAGUCAUUGGAGACCUGGCAGACCGGAUCCUGGAAGGAACUGAUUCAAGAAACGAACUGGAUGUCUGGAUCCCGCAGCCCUUCCACGCUGAUGUCCCCGUCGAUUGGUGGGACCUGGAGGCUGACAAGUCCCUCCUUAUCGGAGUCUUUAAGCACGGCUAUGAGAAGUAUAACUCCAUGCGAGCGGACCCCUCCCUGUGUUUCCUGGAGAGGGUGGGCAUGCCCGAUGCCAAAGCCAUCGCAGCCGAGCAGAGGGGAGCGGACAUGGUGGCAGAUGGUGGCGAGGGUGAGGAGGAAGACCCUGAGUAUAAACCCCUCCGGAUGCCUUUCAAAGACGACCUGGAUGAUUUCACCAAUUCUCCUCUUGACGAUAAAGAAGAGUCCAUGGAUAUUGAUGGUGCAGAAGUCGUCAUCCCAAAGUCUGGUGAAAACGGUAAGCCAGGUAAGCUCUACUGGCCCCCAGCCUCGGCCCUGACCGCUCGCCUGCGCCGCCUCAUCACCGCCUACCAGCGCAGUCACAAGAGGGAGCAGAUGAGGCAAGAGGCUCUCUCCAAACCUGAUGGUCGCAGACGUCGGCGUCACCGCGAAGAGAUCCUGUCUAUGGUGACUGAAGGAGGACCGUACGGUCAGGACGUGGCAGCUGCAACAGCCUACCUGGCUGAAAGCGGGCCUUUCAUGAAGAGCUCACCGUUCCUGCCAGAGAGCGCCGCCCUGCUGGCUGAUGGUGCAGCCUACUUUAAGGAGAGACGGCAGAGAUGGACCAGGCGGGAGGAGGCCGAUUUCUAUCGUGUGGUGUCUACGUUUGGAGUGGUGUACGACGUUCACCGCCAGUGCUUCGACUGGUCCCAGUUCCGGGCCUUCGCUCGCCUGGAUAAGAAAUCUGACGAGAGUCUGGAGAAAUACUACUAUGCCUUUGUGGCCAUGUGUAAACGCGUGUGCCGUAUGCAGAUCAAAGGAGACGCAGCAGAUCUAGCGGACCCCACCCUGAUAAUCGAUCCAAUCACAGAAGAGAGAGCAUCACGCACUCUGUAUCGCAUCGAACUUCUCCGGCGAAUCAGAGAGCAGGUCCUGCCCCAUCCACAGCUGGAGGAGCGCCUACGUCUCUGCCAGCCCAGCCAGGACCUCCCAGCGUGGUGGGAACCAGGCCGACACGACCGCGACCUUCUCUGCGGAGCCGCCAAGCACGGAGUCAGUCGCACGGACUAUCACAUCCUCAAUGACCCUGAGCUAGGCUUCCUGGAGGCCCACCGCAAAUUCACCCAGGGCAAGGGAGCCGAAGCUGCACCAGCUUCAAAUCCUCUUACUCCACUGGCUCUGGUUAAAGAGGAGGAGAUGAAGGAGGAGCAGGGAGAUUGCAUAGAGGUAAAACCUGUAAUUGAAACUGGUGAUGACCGGAAAGAGGAAGUUAAGGAGGAGAAGCCUGUGGAGAACACUGAGGUGAAGCCUGAAUGUGAGCUCAAGCAGGAGGAACCCAAAGAAGAGCAAAAGAUAGAGGCUCUAGAAGAGGUGGAAGAUAAAGAAAAGGACGGCGAGAUGAAGACUGAAACUUCUGAAAUGUCUAACGGAGAGAAAGCUACUGAACCUGAGCUUACAGAUGCAGUACCUGAAUCGGCUCCUGUGGAGACACCUCCUGAACAGCUGAACGCCGCCUCUGGAGCUCCAGAGAGUGACAGCAAAGCAAACACUGACAAAACCCUCGAAGAAGAGGAAGAGGAGAAGAUGGACGAGGAUGACAAAUCUGAGAAGUCAUCUCAGGCUGAAGCUGGAGGGUCCUCUGAGAGGAAGAACUUUGAUGAGGAGAGUAACGCCUCCUUGAGCACAGCACGGGACGAAACGCGCGACUACUUUUUGGUGGAUGAUGUCGAACCGUCUCCUUCUCAAGUGUUUGGAGACCGAACCAUGUUUUCCUUCUGGCCUAAGGACAGGGUAAUGAUCAAUCGUAUGGACAACAUCUGUGAGGCGGUCAUGAAGGGCAAGUGGCCGUCCAACAGGAGGCAGUUCUUUGACUUCCCAGGCCUGUUGCCUGGAUACGGUGCUAUGACGACGGACAGCCCCCUGCCGAGGAGGGGUCUGGGUGAUCUCUCCAUGAUGAGCCAGACCAGCUAUAGUGGCAGCGAGGACCUCACCAUGUCACCACAGGUCAACAAGGAUGAGGCUCUGAGUCUGUCUGUCCCACGGCAGCGGAGACGCCGGAGGAGAAAAAUAGAGAUUGAGGCAGAGCGGGCCGCCAAGCGCCGUAACUUGAUGGAGAUGGUCGCUCAGCUGAGGGAAUCGCAUGCUGCUGAAGGUCAGGCUCAGGCCAUGGACCUGACCAAGACCCUGCACGGCCUGGCGCCCGCAGCCUCGUCCUCCUCCUCAGUUUUCCCUGGAGCUGGAGCCAUGGCUUCCUCGGCAGCCCUCAAGGCACAGAUGGAGCUGCUGCAGGCGGGCGGAGCGUCCAGGGCCAACGGCUCCCUGCUGGAGGUGGAGCUGCCCACCCGUAGGAGGAGGGGCCGGAGGAAAAACGUGGAGGGCUUGGAGCUGCUCUUCAUGGGCAACAAGAGAGGACAGCUUAGUGUGGAGGAUUCAGAUGGGACCAAAGCUUUUGCAGACGGGGCACACGUGCCAGACCGAGCACAGAGACACAUUCCAGCUCCUGCACCCCAGGCCUCCAGCGCCGCCCUGGAGGAGAGCAGCCUGCAGGGAGAAGAUGGGACGAGCACUAAGGACCUACGGGAGUGGCUGAGGCAGCACCCCACUUACACUAUGGACAUGCCUGGAUAUAUACCAAAGAAUGAGGAGCUGCUCCUCUCACAGUUGGGCAAACCAAAGCAGAAGAGGCACCGCUGUCGUAACCCCAACAAGAUAGACAUAAACACCCUGACCGGAGAGGAGAGGGUCCCUGUGGUCAAUAAGAGAAACGGGAGAAAGAUGGGUGGUGCUAUGGCUCCUCCUAUGAAGGAUUUGCCACGUUGGCUGGUUGAAAAUCCAGAAUUUGCCAUCUCUCCUGAUUGGACAGAUAUUGUCAAACAAUCGGGUUUCCUCCCGGAGUCCAUGUUCGACCGUCUCCUGACAGGACCGGUAGUCAGAGAAGAGGGCGUACGGCGCCGGGGCAGACGACCCAAAUCAGAGAUCGCUAAAGCGGCGGCGGCAGCUCAGGCAGCUGCAGCGGCAGCCUCCACGUCCGGCGUGAACCCCUUACUGAUGAACGGUCUGUUUGGAGGCAUGGACCUGACCAGCCUCCAGAGUUUACAGAGCCUGCAGAGCCUCCAGCUGGCCGCCGGCCUCAUGGGUUUCCCUCCGGCUCUGGCCGGUGGGGCAGCGGACAGUAAGCACGCUGCGGCCAUGCUGCCCUUAAUGCUGCCUGGCAUGGGCGGCCUGCCCAACAUGUUCAGCCUCGGGGGUCUGUUCGGUGGCAAUCUAGCGGCUGCCACUGCAACAACUGCAAACGCAGCAGCAGUAGCGGCGGCAGCAGCAGCAGCGGCAGCAGCUCCUGAGCAGGCAGAAUCUGAGGAGAAAGCCCAGACUAAGAAAAAUGAGGAAAGCAAUGAUGCUGUGGAGGACCGUGAUGACCAGACGACUAAAGAGGAAGACGAGAAGGAAGUCUCAAAGGAUAAGGUAGAUAAACCUGCCGAGGCGGAGUCAGCUGAAACCAAUGGUGAUGCUACUUUAGGUGCUGCAGCGGCUGCUGCCGCUGCGGCUGCUGCUGCUGCCGCCGGUAUGUCCACCAAUGCUCUGGCCUUUAACCCCUUCCUGCUGUCCACCAUGGCUCCAGGCCUGUUCUACCCAUCCAUGUUUCUGCCCACUGGACUCGCGGGCUUGGGCAUACCGGGCUUUUCUCCAGCUGCUCUCGCUGACCUCCAGAACGCCAUGUCUGGAUCUUUAGGAGCCGCCACUGAGGAAAGCAAAGAAUCCAAGAAAGAGGCCCAGAAUCCAGGACGGGACCAGAACGCCUUAAUGACCAGCGCCGGCCAAGUUGAACACGUUCUUGACGACAGCGACUCUGAGGAGAGCCAGAACAAGACGGCUGACUCGUCCGUGAUGGAUGAGGACCUGGCGGGACCUGCUGAGGAACUGGACUCUUUGGAAGGUGGAGAUGAGGAUGACGACGAUGAUCUGGAUGAACCUGGAGAGGAAGAUGAGGAUAAAAGUGACUGACUGGUUUAAGAGGAACCAACCAACAACUCAAUCGACUGACCAACUGACUGACUAAAUUGCAAAUUAAGUAAAACUCUUCCUGCUCCUUUUUCACACGAGGGCUUGUGAAAAUGCCGUUUUUUAAAACUCUACGACAGUGUGGUUUAGUCCAGUUGUUUACAAUGCCAACUUAAAAUCCAUGAAUCCCAAAACCAUGAAAUUUCAAAUUUAAAAUUUGGUUUUGUUUCGUUGACCGUAACCAAGGGGAACACGACAAGGGGAACACAACGAACAACGCUGUCUCUGCGAACGCUAGUGUAGGCAGGCAGGGAACACGGGCAGUAGUAGAGUUGUGGAUGUCUAAAGGGUUUUUUUUUUUUUUCCGUUUUGUUUUUUCAACUUUUAUUUUAUGAUGUCUUUGAGCACUGGGUGGUGCUUUUUUUUCUAGAAGAGGUGGAAACAUCCCGAAAUCUUAUAGGAAUUACUUGUUCCAAUAGUGCUGUGCUGCUUCUUCUGUUGAGGUUUUUUGUUUAUUAUUAUUAUUUUUUCUCUCUACUGUUGAUGAUAACGUAACUAUGAGUAGCAUCUCGUAACAUUCAGUGGAGUACAACUAUAACGGCAUUAAGUGACUCUCUCUGCUGCUGAGAAAGCAAACAAAAACAAAAGGAAGUGUUGUAGUUUUCGUUGUACUGUUCUGCUGAGAGGAGAGGGAUGAAGUUCUCACAUAUCAUAGCCUACACUCUGACUGUUCAAAAGUCUCUCACACUGACAAUCUAUACGGGUGAGGGGACAUCUCGGCCUGUGGAGACAGCAAUAACGAAGGCAGCUUUUGAAUGUUCGAUUUUACUCUUUGACUUAGACACCGGGAAGUGUGGAGAAUAAGAAAAAAAAAAGUCGGUGACAUGACAUGAAUUACUGCAGUCGAAUUGUCUCAUUUAUAUCCACGUUAAUGCACUGGUGUAAGAAUUAAAUCAGGUACCUUUAUCUAUUUGAAUGGACUUUUUGUUACUUUAGCCACAAAGCUGAACAGCAUUACCUCAAUUCUAACUAGCCUUGAAGUUUACAGACAUAAUAAACGUUGUAAAUGUUUUUUUUCCUCCUUUUUUGUCUUUUUUUUUUUCUUGUUUUGUUUUUUUUUUUUUUUUUUUUUGUUUGAACCAUCAUGUAUGAUGAACUGUAAAUUGCUGCCAACUGUAGUAAUGAUGCUUUUAAUAAAAGUGACUCAUGAUAUUCGCCUAGGAAACCAAAACUGUGUUUGUUUUAAUGUGCGAUAUUCUGAAGUUGUUACCAUUAAAGUUUCAUUUCAAUGA
Astyanax mexicanus (Mexican tetra) is the source of this 11308-nucleotide messenger RNA. It is a transcript of the gene chd7, whose product is annotated as chromodomain helicase DNA binding protein 7. Lineage: Eukaryota; Metazoa; Chordata; Actinopteri; Characiformes; Acestrorhamphidae. The transcript is spliced from 38 exons. The record is from RefSeq and is a predicted model, not a curated record. The coding region runs from base 465 to 10019 and encodes 3184 amino acids. Gene Ontology annotation, molecular function: protein binding; ATP-dependent chromatin remodeler activity; ATP binding.